Molecule: messenger RNA, 1798 nt
Organism: Salvelinus fontinalis (brook trout)
Lineage: Eukaryota; Metazoa; Chordata; Actinopteri; Salmoniformes; Salmonidae
Product: C-type lectin domain family 18 member A-like
Source: RefSeq, a predicted model, not a curated record
GAAGAGCAGGGUAAAAGAGGGAGCCACUUGUUCACAAGGAGUUUAGAGUACUUGGCACUAUUUACCUCAGUAGCCAUGGGGUCUCUAACUGGACCCUCGUGUCUGCUUCUGUUUUUCAUGGUGACCCUCCAGACCCCGUACCUCACCCACGCGAAUAGGAUAAUCACAGAGAAAACAGGCCGCGCUGAUUCAUCUGAGAGCGGGCUUGGGUUGAAGGAGCAUUUUCUGAUUGUUACACAGCACAAUAGGCUGCGCAGCUGGGUCACCCCCAUGGCCGCUAACAUGCAAAAAAUGGACUGGAGUGAGAAGCUGGUUCUACUUGCCCAGGAGAGGGCGGAGUCUUGCCACACAGACCCCUCUCCUCAGGACCAACAGCUCCGCCACAUUGGCUGGAACACCCAUCACUCAGCCCAUGCCACAACUUCAUUUGCUGAGGUCAUUGACUCAUGGUUCGAGGAAGGGAGGGACUUCAUGUACUUGAGUGGGCAAUGCAGAGAGAAUGCUACCUGCCAACACUACACACAGUUGGUGUGGGCCACCUCCAGUAAUGUGGGCUGUGCCAGACAGUUGUGUCUGAGGGGUGAUGCUCUCUGGGAGCUGUUUGUCUGUGCAUACUCCCCUGGGGGUAACUGGGAGGUGAAUGGGAGGUUGGUGGUGCCCUAUGUGGCUGGUUUCUCCUGUUCUCUCUGCACCUCUUCCAUGUCAGGCUGCUUCAGACUGUGGGACCAUGUGGGAGGAAUGUGUGAGACCCCCAGAAACCCAUGUCGUAUGAGCUGUGGGCAGCAUGGUCGUCUGAACAUCUCCUCCUGCCAGUGUCAUUGUGGACCUAGGUUCACUGGACGAUUCUGUCAGGUGCGCUGCAGUGUGAAGUGUGUGCACGGCCGCUACAAGGAUGAGGAGUGCUCCUGCAAGUGUGAUAUUGGUUAUAGGGGCGCUGAGUGUGCAGGAGCGAGGGGGGAUUCUGGCCCAGAUCCACAACCAGAAGGUUCAGGACAUCCUUACAUUUUACCUCAGCCAGCUGGAGACCAGCAACGAGGUCACAGACUUCGACUUUGAGACACGCAACUUCUGGAUCGGGCUGACAUAUAAACCGCCGAAGGACUCUUUCCGCUGGGACUCAGGAGAAAUCCCCACAUACAGCAGCUUCGCAUUUGGACAGCCUGACAACCAGGGCUUUGGGAACUGUGUGGAGCUGCAGGCAUCCAGCGCCUUUAACUGGAAUGACCAGCGCUGUAAAACACGCAACCGAUACAUCUGCCAGUACGCUCCAGAGCACAUUGCCCUGUGGGAGGUUGGCCGGAGAUGAAUUCGGCACUCGAGGGUGGAGAGCACAGCAUUGAAGGGGUUGGGGAGGUGGGUCGUUUGGGCUGUUCGUUGGACCCGGUCUGGGUGUGUGUCAAGCAGAAGCUGCUCUUAUUGGUCUUAUUUCAUCCAGUAUUUUUCACUCCAACCCUUGUUGCACAUAUCCCCUGUUGCCGGUCAGGACUGGGCCUGUCUAACCAGUGCAGGAAAAAAGCACACAAUGGGAGAACUUCCAAAGCAACAUAGAGUUUGAGCUCAACUGUAAAUGGUCCAUGGCAGCACAAAUCUGUGUUUUGUACUAUACUGUUUUUUGUAUUGCAUAUUCUUUUCACAGAGCUAAAUUAUGAUUCAUUUGUGAUGUUUGCCAUAUCUGCCUCCCUGCAUUGUCAGUUGGAAUGUACAAUUCUCCCCAAUGCACUGAAUGUACAGUGCCAUGACAACCACUAUUUUUGCUUUCUCAGUCAUCCAGUAAGUGAAUUAAAACGGUUUGCUACAA